AUGCGCUUGUACCGAUCUAUUGCCCUCAUACGACCGCGUCUGCAAACUCGGAACGUUGUUACUGAACAGAUACCCACAUCUUUGGCGCAGGCUUACAUUUAUCCACGGUCUCCGGUUGUGACGUCAAGCAAAUCAAAUACCAAAAGUUCGAAACUAAAAGGGCAGAAAAUCAAACUGCAGAUGAGGAAGAAAGAGCCGAUGCAGCAAAAUUAUAUGAAGGUCCAGCAAACGCGCAAAUGGCAACAUGCGCCGUCUCCCCUGCAACAGCAAAAUCAACAAUUUGUAGAUGUUCGACUUCGGGAAGAGCAACUCCCGGAGUCGCAUUUGGAAAACGGUCUCUUGAAUUCGCCUAUAAUGAAACCUCCUGACAGCGCAAUUCUCACGCAGAAAUCAGUGGGCAAGCUGCAAACGACGAACGAUUUGACGAAGGUUCAAUCCGCAAAGGCAGUACCACUGAAAGUUUUUCUCUUUCCCAAUAAAAUUCCAUCAAUGCCGCCUCUUCUCGUGUCCAAGGUUCUACCUCUGAAUAACUACACAGGACAGUCUCGACAAAAAAACGUUUCUUCUGUGGAUCCCCUUUUCACCUCCGAUAUUCCUAUCCAGCCAGAAACGGCAGGUGAGAAACCUGGAUAUUUUUCUAAUUAUGUCAAUUCUUCUGUCAUAACUGCUGCUUCUCCAGACCGCCUUUCGAAAACCAUACUAAAAAUUUACGUUAACAAUGUACCUGUGGACACCGUUAUUGACACCCGUAAUUCUUAA
Messenger RNA from Acanthosepion pharaonis, 759 nucleotides. The record is from the annotation of a GenBank genome assembly. NCBI's taxonomy places the organism in Eukaryota, Metazoa, Mollusca, Cephalopoda, Sepiida, Sepiidae.